AUGUCUCGUAAAAUUCUGGCUCUUCAUUUGCUUGUGUUUCUCUAUGUGGUUAUAAAGGUUUCCUGCAAAAUUGAGUUCACCAACAUAGAGUGCAAGUCGACGGAUAAGAAUUUUGCUGAUUUUGAGUAUUGCUAUUUAAAGUCGGUUAAUCGGAGUUACAAAUACCUCACACUCAAACUUAAUAUGCUUCUAUUGAAACGUUUCAAUGGCUACCGACCUUUUAUGUACAAUGUCACUGUGGAUAUGUGCAGAUUUAUGAUAAAUCCAGAAGUAAACCCCAUCGCCAACUACUUUUAUGAGCUCUUUAAAACCUAUUCAAAUCUUAACCAAUCGUGUCCCUUUUCUGAAGACGUCAUCGUGGAUAAAUUAACUGCGACCUUUGUAAAUAAUAAAUUUACUAAUGUUUUACCCUUCCCAGAGGGCGAUUACUGUUUUGAAUCACAUUGGAUUGCCUACGAGGUCGAAAGAGCGGUGGUUAAAGUGUUUGGCACUCUAACCCCAUAA
This is a messenger RNA of Drosophila kikkawai, 504 nucleotides long. The record is from RefSeq and is a predicted model, not a curated record. Lineage: Eukaryota; Metazoa; Arthropoda; Insecta; Diptera; Drosophilidae.